Messenger RNA from Ostrea edulis (European flat oyster), 1744 nucleotides. Its product is annotated as serine/threonine-protein phosphatase 4 catalytic subunit. The record is from RefSeq and is a predicted model, not a curated record. The coding region runs from base 137 to 1054 and encodes 305 amino acids. Gene Ontology annotation, biological process: double-strand break repair via homologous recombination; peptidyl-serine dephosphorylation. The transcript has 9 exons. Gene Ontology annotation, molecular function: protein serine/threonine phosphatase activity. Gene Ontology annotation, cellular component: cytoplasm; nucleus. Lineage: Eukaryota; Metazoa; Mollusca; Bivalvia; Ostreida; Ostreidae.
AGCAUAUAUAAGGGUGUCCUUUCAAAUCGUCACAUUUUACGACAUAAUUCUUCAGAACAAGCUCUGCCCAGACACGCACUAGCGAUAGGCCUAGCCUACAGAGAAACAGUUUGCAGUAAUCCAACAGAAGAAGAAAAUGACCAGUGAUUUAGAUAGACAAAUUGAACAGUUGAGAAGAUGUGAAGUAAUUAAAGAGAGCGAGGUGAAGGCACUCUGUGCAAAAGCCAGAGAGAUUCUCGUCGAGGAGAGCAACGUACAGAGAGUGGACUCGCCAGUCACAGUAUGUGGGGACAUACAUGGUCAGUUUUACGACUUGAAGGAGCUAUUUAAAGUUGGAGGUGAUGUUCCAGACACAAACUAUUUAUUUAUGGGAGACUUUGUGGAUCGAGGCUUUUACAGUGUUGAAACAUUUCUGUUACUGUUAGCUCUUAAGGUACGAUAUCCCGACAGAAUUACACUGAUUCGAGGGAAUCACGAGAGCCGACAGAUCACACAAGUUUAUGGGUUUUAUGAUGAAUGUCUCAGGAAGUACGGUUCUAUUACCGUAUGGAGAUACUGCACAGAGAUAUUCGACUAUCUAAGCCUCUCAGCAAUAAUAGAUGGAAAGAUAUUUUGUGUACAUGGUGGAUUAUCGCCAUCUAUACAGACAUUGGACCAAAUUCGUGCAAUAGACAGGAAACAAGAGGUGCCACACGAUGGCCCAAUGUGUGAUCUCUUGUGGUCAGAUCCCGAAGACAUGCAGGGAUGGGGAGUUAGUCCUAGAGGAGCAGGUUACCUGUUUGGACAUGAUGUUGUAGCUCAAUUUAAUGCAGCUAACAGUAUAGACCUUAUAUGUCGAGCUCAUCAACUAGUUAUGGAGGGCUAUAAAUGGCAUUUCAGUGAGACAGUACUGACGGUCUGGUCAGCUCCGAACUAUUGUUACAGAUGUGGAAAUGUUGCAGCUAUUUUGGAAUUAGAUGAACACUUGGAUAGGGACUUCACCAUAUUCGAGGCAGCACCUCAGGAAUCAAGAGGUAUUCCAUCAAAAAAGCCACAACCAGACUACUUUUUAUAGGAAAUGAAUAUACUGUAAUGACUGGUGUUAACUUACAUGUGAAAGUUGUGUGGAACAAAGGCAUGUGACACUUGUGAACAGAGUGCCAUGUUGUGUAUUCCCUUUGGACAGAUGCCAGUAUAUGUCAGAGGUUCCAGUCUGUGAUGCAGUUAUUUAUAGACAUAGAUCGUGAUUUUAAUUUUCCACUUUUAAAUUUCACAUGAUUUCCCGUCACAGUAUCAGUUCAUCGUCUUUGUUUCCAUUGUUCAUUGAUUUGUCAUCGUAUAUGUUGAUAGGUGUGGAACUGUUGAUGCCUCUAUACAUACACUCUGUAAUAUCAAGCCAGAUACAGGUACUCGGUGUUAUAUUUUCCAAGAUUUGUCAUCUGUGCAAUGUUAAGAGGUAGUAAUUUAUUGAUCUGAGAUUUUUUUUUCUGUUGAAUUGAAUGAACUGUAUUCUGCGGAUAAAUUUUGAUAAGGAUUUCUGCAGAGUUCAGUAUGUUGUAUAGUUUUCUAUAAUAUGUUGUAGGUUUGUAGUGUCACUUUUUGUGUUAGAAAUGAAAUUCACCAGUGGACGCAACAUGAUUACAUUUCUGUGUAUGAUAAUUUCACUCCUUCAAAUGAGGCAUCAACAGAGUUUUAAUAUUGCUGCAAUUUUAAAUGCAAUGAAAUUUUGUAAGUAUUGAUGAUUAAAAACCCUGAAAACUUGAAA